Molecule: messenger RNA, 1030 nt
Organism: Tachyglossus aculeatus (Australian echidna)
Lineage: Eukaryota; Metazoa; Chordata; Mammalia; Monotremata; Tachyglossidae
Gene: RAB38
Product: RAB38, member RAS oncogene family
Exons: 3
Coding region: 12-647 (211 amino acids)
Biological process (GO): endosome to lysosome transport; phagosome-lysosome fusion
Cellular component (GO): trans-Golgi network; late endosome; lysosome
Molecular function (GO): GTP binding; GTPase activity
Source: RefSeq, a predicted model, not a curated record
GGGCACAGAAGAUGCAGAGCCCUCAGAAGGAGCAUCUCUACAAGCUGCUGGUCAUCGGGGACUUGGGCGUGGGCAAGACGAGCAUCAUCAAGCGCUAUGUCCACCAGAACUUUUCCUCGCAUUACCGCGCCACCAUCGGAGUGGACUUCGCCCUCAAAGUCCUACAGUGGGAUCCCGAGACGGUGGUCCGGCUGCAGCUCUGGGACAUUGCAGGACAGGAAAGAUUUGGGAACAUGACGAGGGUCUAUUACCGCGAAGCCCUGGGGGCAUUCAUCGUCUUCGACGUGACCAGGCCGGCGACGUUCGACGCGGUGACCAAGUGGAAAAGUGACUUAGAUUCAAAGUUGACUCUUCCCAGUGGUAAACCGGUGUCUGCCGUCCUCUUGGCCAACAAAUGUGACCAGGGGAGAGAUGUGCUCAUUAACAAUGGCCUCAAGAUGGAUCAGUUCUGCAAGGAGAACGGCUUUGUGGGAUGGUUCGAAACAUCAGCAAAGGAAAAUAUAAAUAUUGAUGAAGCUUCCAGAUGCCUAGUGAAACACAUCAUCGCCAACGAGAGCGACCUAAUGCAGUCGGUGGAGACGGAUGUCAUACGACCACACUUGACGCCUCCCAGAGUGAUCAGCUGUUCCAACUGCUCCAAAUCCUAGAUCCGGGAGCCUCUGCAGAUCUCUCUGAUCCAAGACUUGGGAUAGGAUAUUGGCCAUUCCUUCUGGGUGACGGGAAAUGGGAUUUCCAGAGUCCUGAAAGAGAGAAACCAAAGAAUCUUCCUAUUUUGUUAAACAUUGUAAAUCUCCUGGCCCAGUGUUUACACAAUUUUCCUAUCAUUUAGUCUCUUCUAAAAUCCGUGUCCUGCUCUAAUCGCCAAGGCACUCCCAAGUAGAAUCAGGCACUGUAUCAUGUGGGGCUAUGGAGCAGGGAAGAAGGACCUUGUUUUUUGGGUAAUCUCUUCCAUUUUGAUAUCCUGCUACAAACAAGACCCCAGCAAUUAUGGUGAAAGCCAAGGACAGGAGAGUCUUGCUUUGCUCUUGUU